AUGGCCCAUUUUUGGUCUGCUGAGAAUGCCACAAAUGCCUACCUCAAAACCUUGAAUAUGGUGCACAAACCAAAUGAGCCAGACGAAGUGGAGUUCAUAUCAGCGCUGGCCGCCGGGAGCAACGCGAAACUAAUGGUGGUUGCGUGCGCUGGAGCGGCCGACGCCACCGCGCUAACCCUAGUGGCGGCGGCUCAUCAAAACGGAGGCCGAGUGGUCUGCAUUCUCCGGGGAAACGAGGAGCUAGACCUGUCGGAAGACCUGAUCCUCGGCCUCGGUGUUUGCCACGUGGAGUUUGUCAUCGGCGACGCGCAAAGCCUGCUUCUCACUCACUACCGGGAAGCGGAUUUCGUGCUCAUCGACUGCAAUCUCGAGAAUUACGAGGGAAUUCUUAGGGCGGUCCAAGUGUCCCCCGCCUACAAGAAGGGCAAUAAUGGCGCCGUUUUCGUCGGCUUCAACGCUUUUCGCAGAGCAUCGUGGCGGUCCAAUAUUGUUGGAUCGAGGACUCAGUUGUUGCCUAUUGGAGAAGGAUUGUUGGUGACGAGAAUUUAUGCUAAUAAUAACAAGAACAAUAUAACAAGAUCAGUGAUUAAUGGGAAGAGAAGAUCACAUAAUUGGGUUGUGAAGGUGGAUAAAUGCACGGGUGAAGAGCAUGUGUUUAGGGUCAGAUCAUCAUUUCCACAAGGCGCAGAGAUUGAAGCUUAG
Messenger RNA from Morus notabilis, 702 nucleotides. RefSeq lists its product as uncharacterized. The coding region runs from base 1 to 702 and encodes 233 amino acids. The transcript is spliced from 2 exons. Lineage: Eukaryota; Viridiplantae; Streptophyta; Magnoliopsida; Rosales; Moraceae. The record is from RefSeq and is a predicted model, not a curated record.